Molecule: messenger RNA, 2490 nt
Organism: Scatophagus argus
Lineage: Eukaryota; Metazoa; Chordata; Actinopteri; Scatophagidae
Product: E3 ubiquitin-protein ligase TRIM39-like
Exons: 2
Coding region: 722-2362 (546 amino acids)
Biological process (GO): protein ubiquitination
Molecular function (GO): ubiquitin-protein transferase activity; zinc ion binding; protein binding
Source: RefSeq, a predicted model, not a curated record
AGAGUGGAAGCUGUUAAAGCUGCAAAGCUGUCUGUGUUUUCAGAAUGUCUCAAGGGGUCAGGUGUCCCAUUACGUUUGUCUAUACAGUGUAUUUUAUUUUGAAAGUGGGUUGGAUGGGUUUCCCUCUGUUAGAGGUUAGAAGGAGGAGAUUUUGAGGGGGGAGAUUUUCUUAAGGCCAUGGACAAACUGCAGCUCCUUCCUUCUUUCUCUGAUUCAGUAGGAGCUACAGGAAAGAAGCAAAUACUGUGAGAAGGUUUGAACUUUACAGGACAAACAGCAGAACUACAGACUGACUGUCAGACGGAUGCAGAGCUGUAGAGGACUGUGAACUUACUGUUGACCUGCUGACUUUAAAAUACAUUCUGUGGGACUGACCUCUUUUUGAGAAACCUGGCUGCAGAAGAACUCACACAGCAGAGGAAAAGAGAAAAGAUCGUCACAGACAUUAAACUUAUCCUGUGCCAAAUGUAUGUUAUUCUAAUCACAUGUAAACCUGCAGGAGGAGACACAUCCUCACAAACAGAAGUGCAGGAAGAGGCGGAGCAGCACUGGACAGCUUCAACGUCACAUCACUGAAAUGAAACCUAAACUGUCAGAGCUGCAGUCAAGACGAGUUUCUGUGUUUCUGACUGAAGAAGUAAUGAACUGAGUUCAUCAGGUUUUUCUCAGCAACUGACGAAAACACUGGUGAGUGCAGCUGAUAAUAUUUAAGUGUGCAGAUAUGUUUGCUGCCAGCAGUCUGCUGUCUGAAGACCAGUUUCUGUGCUCCAUCUGUCGGGAUGUCUUCACUGAUCCAGUCACCACAUCAUGUGGACACAACUUCUGCAAAACCUGCAUCACUGAGCACUGGAACACCAAUGAUAGGUGCCGAUGUCCCAUGUGUAAACGGGUUUUCACCACCAGGCCCGACUUAAAGGUCAACACCUUCAUCUCUGAGAUGGUUGCUAAGUUCAGACAGUCAGCUCAACAGGAAGCCAGCAGCAGCUCAGAGCAAGAAGUUUCCAAUCCAGGAGAAGUUCCCUGUGACAUCUGCACUAGAACCAAACUGAAGGCCCUGAAGUCCUGCCUGGUGUGUCUGGUCUCCUACUGUGAGACUCACCUGGAGCCUCACCUGACAUUGUCAGGCCUGAAAAGACAUCAGCUGAUUGACCCUGUGGAGAACCUGGAAGACAGGAUGUGUAAGCAGCAUGAUAAACCUCUGGAGCUCUUCUGUAAGACCGACCAGAUGUGUGUCUGCACUCACUGUCCUGCUUUAGACCACAAGACACAUGAAGUUGUUCCUCUGAAAGAAGGAUAUGAAGAAAAGAAGGCAAAGCUGGGGAAGACAAACACUGAACUUCAGCAGAUGAUCCAGGAGAGACGACUGAAGAUUCAGGAGGUCAAACACUCAAUGAAGCUCAGUAAGCGAAAUGCACACAUGGAGGUAGCAGAAGGUGUUCGGGUCUUCACUUCUGUGAAGGAGUCUGUGGAGAGAAGCCUGAAAAAGCUCAUCGAUGGAAUCCAGGAGAAACAAAGAACGACACAGAAACAGGACGAAGGCUUCAUCAAACUGCUUGAACAGGAAAUCUCUGAGUUGAUGAAGAGAAGCACUGAGGUGGAGCAGAUCUCAAACUCUGAAGACCACGUCCAUCUUCUCCAAAGAUUCCCAUCUCUGAAGGUUGUCCCUCCCACUAUGGACUGGUCAGAUGUCAGUGUCCCUCCAGCAUCCUAUGAUGGGACUGUGACGAGAGCUUUGGUUCAGCUGGAGGAGACACUCAGUGAACGGACGAAGAAGCUUCUCGCUGAGGCUGAGCUGAAGAGGGUCCAGCAGUAUGCAGUGGACGUGACUCUGGAUCCUGACACGGCACAUCCUGAACUCAUCCUGUCUGAUGAUGAGAAACAAGUGACUCAUGGUGAUGUGAACCAUCUUCCGAACAACCCAGAGAGAUUUUCUCAUUAUAAUUUUCUUUUAGGAAAGCAGAGUAUCUCUUCUGGCAGAUUUUACUUUGAAGUUCAGGUCAAAGGGAAGUCUAAGUGGAAUCUGGGAGUGGUCAGAGAGUCGAUAGACAGGAAGGGAGAAGUUACAAUGAGACCUGAGAAGGGUUACUGGACAAUAUGGCUGAGAAAUGGAACUGAGUACAAAGCUUUUGAUGACCCUCCAGUCCGUCUCUCUCUGAAGUCUCAGCCCCAGAAGGUGGGGGUGUUUGUGGAUUAUGAGGAGGGUCUGGUCUCCUUUUAUGAUGCAGAAGAUGCAGCUCUGAUCUUCUCCUUUACUGGCUGCUCCUUCACUGAGAAACUCUUCCCAUUCCUUAGUCCCUGUAGGAAUGAUGGUGGUAGAAACUCUGCACCUCUCAUCAUCUGUCCAGUCAAUCAAACUGUCUGAUCUUUCCCUUUCAUGCAGUAGAGCAUUUGUGAGGUCACACACUGAUGUUGGACCAAAAGGCCUGGCUCACAAUCUCCGUUCCAGUUCAUCCCAAAGGUGUUGGAUGGGGUUGAGGUCAGGGCUCUGUG